CCAGGGUGACCGGAUAUGGGGCGACGGCGGAGCGGGGAGAUCGAUAAAAGGGUCGGGAAAGCCGAUUUUGCGCAUCUGCCCCGUGGCUGCCUUUCCAUCCACUCAGACCGUCGCCGAGCCACAAAGACGUCACAUUACAUAACACGCCGCGUCAUCAUGAAGAUUUACUUGAUCGGAUCAGGCCUGUGCGUGGCCACGGUGGCCGCUUGCAUGGACGCGACCGGCCGCGAGUGCGGAGAUCUAGGGCCGCCGCCGUCUAUACUGGACAUGCCACCACCUCCGAUGCCGUCGUUUUUAGCAGCCGUCUUGAAUGAUCAGUCGGGCAGCAACGAAUCGAACUCACCGAACAAGGAGAUGUUGAUGGAAACCAAUGAACUGGAACCUGGCAAACCCUGCAAAGCCAUGUGCGAUACCGAUCAAGGGGUGGGAUUUAUCGAGUUGCCGCAACAAGGACCUAUUAUCGAGACGUACUCCUGGUGGAUGCUGCUGUCCACGUGCUUGCUCGGAGUGAUGCUGAUCGGAACAGUUAUACUAGUGGUAGUCGUCCGGCUGAGAGAUAAGAAACGUUGGAGCAAAUCGGACUUCAGCCCGGAGCCGAAAAAGAGCCCGCCACUGUACGACACGAUCGACAUAUCGCCGAAGACGUUUUGGGCCACGCUGUCGCCCACUGGCAACAUCGACACGACCGCGGCCACGACCCGGCGACCCGUGCACCACCAUCCGCAGACGAUCGCCAACCCGAACUUCGAGAACGGCGCCUACUAUCCGUACGAGCAGCAACACGAAUACCAGCAGAUCACCACCAUCCGCCGCGCCAUGCCCGAGUACCAGACCAUCAGACCACACGUGUCGUCGCCCACGCGCAUCGAGCAUCCCAACAUGCCGCCGCUGAACCUGUACAGAUCGAUUCGCCGGAUUUCGGAUCUGGAAUCGCCGUGAUCCGCCCCGGUGAACGGCGGCGGUCACGCGGUCGCCGACGAUCGUUAUAAUAUCGAUCAAUACGAUAUCGUGCGCGCGCUACGAGUGUAAUAAUAAUAAUAAUAAUAAUAAUAAUAAUAAUAACGAUACAGUAAAACCUCUCUAAGACGGAAUCGCCUGGGACCGUCCAAUUUUACAAUUUUUUCCGACUUGACGGGGUUCGCGUUCACAUUGUGUAUCAAUUGAAUCGAGACCAAAGAAAUUGUCCGCGUCGCCGGGGUUUCCGUCUUACUGAAGUUACUGUUUUACUGCAUUUUAGAAAUCCCGCCGGAGGCCACCGACGAUAUUAAUAAUAUUAUUAUGUAAAUGUAAUGAUAUAUUAUUAUUAUUCCGUUAACGCAUUUUGGUGACAGUCGCCGUUUCCCAAAGCCGUCGCCGAACCGAGACGUCUCUGGUGUCGUCCAAAAUUUUAUUAAAGUCGCGGAAGUCGUCGUAUUCACAUUAUAAUAUAAUAUUAUAGGUACGUCAUGACGUAGAUAAUAUAUUAUAACAUGAUAUUAUGCUCCGGUUACCCCGAAUCUUGUUUAUUUGACAAUUAUUACGUGUGCGAUAGGUUACCUGUACAUUUGACAGAAGAAAAUGCAAUUCCUUGACGCUCUACUCGCGUACCGUCGUUAUAUUUAUAGAGUAUAUAUGAUAUUUUAUAGGCAAAAUGUAGUACAUAAUGUGCAUGAUAUUAUACACUCGCUGUAUAAUAUUAUUAUGUAUAGAUAAGGCUUACUUAUAUAUCGCGUGAAUCUAAAUGCAUCUCGCUACAUCCCCCCCAAAACUCGAAUAGUUAUUUUUUUUUUUUCUUAUAUUUUAUCAACAAACUUUUCUGUUUUCGACGAAUUCAAUCGUUCGGAAUGAUCACUCGGCACGGUAAACAUGACAAUAAGAAGAAACGCAUUGCAAGAUACAUAAAUCAGCAUACGCCUUAUUGUGCCGUGUUCAAAAUUGAACGACGUUAUUUUUUUUUAGUUUUACACACCAGUAACUCCCAUUAUAAUAUAAUACUUUAUACGACGUAGGGUGGAAUGUAAACACCGAAAUUGAUGUUUCAUUUUCGAACAGUGUUCGGCUUAAUACGUCUUUGCGAAUUCGCAUGGUAAAAAAUUACCUUAACAUUUCGUAACCAAUGGUGGUUUUUUGUUUUUUUUUGUUCUUUUCAAGUUUCAAUAUUGAUGUUGCGACCAAACCGUCUAGUCCUUAAAUUAAGCACCUACUUUUAGUCGAACAAUUAUUAUAAGCCACUACUACAAUGGCCCAAUUUAAUAACCGUUGACCUGUUGUAUACACUUUAUGAUGGAAAACAGCCGGGGAGAUUUAUCGUAUAGAAUGUAGCUGUGAACUAAGAUUUCGAAUAGGUACCUACGACGCUCCCUAACCUACCUGCAAUGACUGAAAUAUUUUUUUAUACAGAUUGUCAAUACUUUAACGUGCUUAUGGUUUUCACCCAAGUUAUCUAAGACAUUAUUUCAUAUUAUAUUAUUAUUUAAGAAUGUCACUUGUAAUUUUUGUUUUAAUUAUGUAUGCUAUAAUCUAGCUGUUAUAUUGUUUUUGUUGAUGUUUUAUUCGUUUAUUUGUUUGUUUAUUUUUUUCGUAAAUUAUAUUAUCGUGUAUAAAUUUUGAUAUACUUAAAAUGAAAACUAAUAGUUUUAUACGCAUAAGAUUAAAUUGUAUGUACCUAGAUGAAUGCAAUAAAAAGCAUUAAUACUCAGUAAAGUAUAUCUGUGUUGGUCUAAAGUAAAAAACUAAAAAAAAAAACGGCAAAUGUUUGAAACGACCGCGUCGGCUGUGAAAUACGAAAUUAUUAUGAAAUAAAGCUUAUUCCGUGCUAAAAAAAA
Acyrthosiphon pisum (pea aphid) is the source of this 2804-nucleotide messenger RNA. RefSeq lists its product as uncharacterized. Lineage: Eukaryota; Metazoa; Arthropoda; Insecta; Hemiptera; Aphididae. The record is from RefSeq and is a predicted model, not a curated record. The coding region runs from base 16 to 939 and encodes 307 amino acids. The transcript has 4 exons.